GAGUUUCUCGUUUCUUAAAUAAAAAUGUUUAAGAGCUAUCAACUUUCGGUAUCGCUUUACGGAGAAGUUAAUACUUGGUAAUGUGAAGCCCGUGUCUAGGGAAUAUACGAAGGUAAAAAGCACGUUUACAACUUUAUUAUUAGAGGAAAUUAUGAUUUUAGAAAUUACUAAAAUCUGUUUCCAUUACUCUGGCACUAAUUAAACCACACGUUAUGAAAUAAUUUGGCACGGAAGACCUAUUUUUUCGUACUCUAGUGGUCAUGAAACGUCGAGAAAACAUAAAAGUAGCCAGUCGUCUAGUGCCGUCUGUUCAAAUAAGCCGUACACACAACCGGGUCUUUAUCAAACCGAUUCCCCCAUAAACGAAAGCAAUAAUUAUCCCCGAUAAAAGCACAAAGCCCCUAAAAGUCUCAAAGGUCGCCAGCUUCCAGCAAACGCAGGAACAAGAAAGAAAAAGAUGUAAAUUAAAGAUAACACAGCUAUUGAAAUAAAUGCACAACUACUUUAUCAUCGCAGCCACCGUCAAACGCCGUUCCGUUUAUUCCAAUUUUCAAACAAAGAAAAAACUCCAUUAUGCAGAUCGUUUCAUUAGAAAGCUAAUGUAACCCCAAAGAGCGAAAAUAAACAAACUUCCACUUUAUGCGGCGUCAUGAAAUAAAAUAAAAUAAAUCAACACAGAUCUUGUGUAAUCAGGAUUAUGAGCAGCGUUGUGUAUAAAAGUGAUCCUUCAGUCGAGGAACGGGAUAAAGUCAACAAAUUCUGAGAAAUUCGACAAAAACUUGCGGCAAAUAUCGUGCAUAUGAGUUUCGCUGAAAGUGAACGGAUAUACAGGAAGGACCCGUGCGAGUUCUGCCUGUGUCUGGAUGGAGAGAUGUUCUGCUGGUGGCAGGACUGCCCGCCCACGAUGGAAGGGCCCUGCAGGGACCGAGGACCGUUCACCCCUUGCUUGAACAUCCCCUCGUCGUCUUCCACGUCGAAAACCCCGCUCGUCGAGCACGAAUCCUCAACCGCCGACUCCGAGCCGCCCGAGAACACCACCGACUCCUCCACGUUCACUCCGGAUGCAAACUCCACGGACGAAGCUCCAGCUACCACGCAGCAGCACCGAUUUUGCCUGGUCAUGGGGCGAAAAUACGAGAUCGGCGACAAGCUCCCCCAUGAUACCGGCAACUGCGUCGAGUGCGUCUGCGCACAAGGCGCCAAGAUCACGUGUUCCCCCCACCAGUGCGCCCCAGCCGGCGAGGAUAUAAACGACUACCGCCCGCCGGGGCCGCGCCAGCCGGAUGUCUUCUAAUGGUCGACAGACAGGAUUCGUUUUUCAUGUGAUAACUCUCGGAGGGUAGUUGUGUCUGUUUCGUUGCCAUUAAAUGCCUUUUCUUCUCUCUUCCACGUGAAUCCCAUAGCUGAACCCGACCCUGGACCCUAGUCAUAUCAGUGAAAUAGGUGGAUUUUUUAGGUUUGCACACACGUGGGGUAGGUGUCACAAGUCUAUAAGGUCUAAACACUGAAUUCUAACCUAAAUGUUUAGGUUAGAGAUGAUCUGUUGGCAGCACGUGUGUGUAAACCCGGAAAAUUUGUAAAGUAUAUAUCAAUUUGUGUCUUAUUUUGUAGUGUAGGUCUUGCAACAGUUCGUUGUGGGACCUGUAGGUGUACGUUGAGCCUAAAGGUAAACCAUUUAGGAAAUGUCAGUGGGAACCAUUAAUUAAGUGAAACCGUACGAGAGCUAGUGAUUUUAUAUUAGGAUUUUUUAUAUUAGUCAUGACCACUGGAACCAAUAACUUGUUAGUGUAGAUGAUUUGAUAACGUUAGAACUGAGAUCGGUUCUAUCUUUAUGAACCCCUUUUUGGUUGGUAAGCGAUUUUUAAAUGUGUGUCAGACGUUUUUUCUAUAAAUAAGCUUGGUUGAUUUGAUGUCGUUAGCCUAAUAUGAAAAUAUCCAAAUCAAAAUAAUGAAAAUCACAAUUUGUAAUAUUAUAAAGUGUACCUUGUAAUAUCUUAAGACUAGUGGAGAUUUUUAACAACAGUUAUUGGUCGAGAGGUGGAGGCUGUAUUGGAUAAUUUCGUGUUACGCUAGUGAAAGUAAUAACUGUUGUGAAAAAUGUAUCAGUAUUAAUACUAUAAGGAUUCAUACUUGUUAUUGUUAAGUAUGUAAUAAAAUUUUAUUAAGUUUCUUUACUGUAUAGAAAAUAAAAGAUGAAUCAACAAA
Zophobas morio is the source of this 2205-nucleotide messenger RNA. RefSeq names its product kielin/chordin-like protein. Bases 800 to 1294 code for a protein of 164 amino acids. Lineage: Eukaryota; Metazoa; Arthropoda; Insecta; Coleoptera; Tenebrionidae. The record is from RefSeq and is a predicted model, not a curated record. The transcript has 4 exons.